GUCCUUAUAGGCUGAACAAUAGAAAAGCGUUCGAAAAUGGCGAAUUCACAAUUACCGGUUCACCUUCCCGAUGUCGAUUACGACGACUCCGAUGUCGAGGACGGGUCGACUUCGUCGCAGUGGGAAGACAAUGUGUUCGAUAACCCGUUAUACGAACCCCAACUACAAACCGGCACAGAAGUCCACGACGAGGAGGAGAAGGAGGCUGCGGUUGGACAACCAAAUGACACCCACGAUGCCGGUGAUGUUCCCGACGUUGUCCAGGCUUCAAAGCCCGAAGAAACCGUCAUCGAUGAACGCCGGGGAGAGGUAACAGUCGGCGAUGUCGAGGUCAUGGAGGCGAGCGAGACUUCGGUGGAGAGCUAUUCGAACGUGGACAAUCGGGAGUACGAAUCUAUGAAUGACGUCGUGUCUAGGCAUAACGCGGACGAUGUCGAGAGACAGCAUUUUUCGUUGACCAGGAAGGCCGACGUCGCAGCCGAAGCGCGACGAAUACGGGAAAGAGAGCUCACGAUAUGUAUCUCUAUGUUCGUCGUGGUCAUUAUUGGUGUCGUUCUUGGCCUUGUCAUUUUCUUUUCCGUAUCAGCAACCAAAAGCCUGUCCUCGACAACAGAAAGUCCUAUAACAUCAGUGCAACCAACGGAAUGCCCCCGUAUCGUCAGUCGGGUGGAGUGGGGCGCACGGACUGCCGUAGAGACGGAGCCCCUCUCCGUCCCAACCCCUUACCUGGUCAUUCAUCAUACAGACACAAGUGAAUGCAACAAUACCGAAGACUGUGUGAACGCGGUCCGAGGGAUUCAGAAUUAUCAUAUGGACACCAAUGGCUGGUGGGACAUCGGAUAUAACUUUCUGCUCGGGGGCGACGGUCUCGUGUACGAGGGUCGUGGAUGGGACAUUAAUGGGGCUCACGCCAGAGAAUACAACUCAUACUCUAUCGGUCUGGCCAUGAUAGGGGCUUACUCCAGCAAACUACCUACAAGUGUCAUAGUCCAGAGGGUGCUGAAUCCGAAUCCGAUAAGUGCCAGACGCGAAACCUAG
Molecule: messenger RNA, 1038 nt
Organism: Strongylocentrotus purpuratus (purple sea urchin)
Lineage: Eukaryota; Metazoa; Echinodermata; Echinoidea; Camarodonta; Strongylocentrotidae
Exons: 7
Coding region: 37-1038 (333 amino acids)
Biological process (GO): peptidoglycan catabolic process
Molecular function (GO): zinc ion binding; N-acetylmuramoyl-L-alanine amidase activity
Source: RefSeq, a predicted model, not a curated record